Messenger RNA from Durio zibethinus, 1410 nucleotides. RefSeq lists its product as uncharacterized. The record is from RefSeq and is a predicted model, not a curated record. Lineage: Eukaryota; Viridiplantae; Streptophyta; Magnoliopsida; Malvales; Malvaceae. Gene Ontology annotation, molecular function: protein binding.
AUGGAAAAUUUCUCCUACUCUUCUUAUCCGGAUUCCGGCGACUCUUCGCCUCGUUCUCGAGAAAUUGACUGCGAAAACCAUUCAUGGGACGAGCCUCCAUCAACUAAUACUAAUAAUUAUAAGGUUAAGUUUAUGUGCAGUUAUGGGGGCAAAAUCCAGCCGCGUUCGCACGAUAACCAACUCGCUUAUGUCGGUGGAGAUACGAAGAUCCUGGCCGUUGAUCGCAAUAUCAAGUUCUCUGCUAUCAUGGCUAAGUUAUCUUCUCUUUACGGUGGCGAUUCUGAGGUUUGUUUCAAGUACCAACUUCCUGGUGAGGAUCUCGACGCUUUGAUUUCCGUUAGCAAUGAUGAAGAUCUCGGGCACAUGAUGUUAGAAUACGACCGGUUGCAUCGUGCCUCUGCGAAACCGGCUAGGUUGAGGCUGUUUUUGUUCCAGUCGAAUCCAUCGUUGUUGGCAUCGGGAUUUCGUGGGAGUGAAGUUAAGUCGGAAAGGCAAUGGUUUGUUGACGCCUUGAAUUCGGUGCAGAUUCAGGAUCUUGAUGGUUCUUCGCCUCCAGCUGCGGCUGUGCGGGCCGCGAAUCCCGAUUUCCUCUUUGGUUUGGAUAAGGUGAAGUUGCCAGAUUCAGUCCCUUCCCCGGUGGCGGCGGUUGUUCAAGAGGUGGUUGCGAAGGAUGUGACGGCAGGAUCGGACUGCGGAUCGGAGGACCGGCACGUGAUUGCAGACCCGAUGGUGUCUCCGGCGGAUAUCCAGAGGCAGAUCCAGGAAUUACAGAGGAUGCAUAUUGCUGCUACUCAAGAGCAAGGCAUUUUACAAAGAAAAAUCGAUGAAUCAAAUCCUAGAGCUUACAAUACUCAAGAUUAUUAUAAAAUGUCAGAUAAAAUCGCCACGUCACCGGCUCCAGGAUCAGCUCCGUUACAAAUGCCGAUUCCAACAGCCUAUUUGCCGGAGCGGCAUUUAACUACCGCUGCUUAUCCAGUACCCACAGCCACAGCAGCAGCCCUAGGAACUGACCUGCCGCCGGUUUACCUAAUUCCGGUUCCCACAGCUGGAGUUUAUCAACAGCCUCCUACAUUGCGGCAAGUGACCAUACCAGCUGGUCAACCUUACUACGGGGUACAGCGGGUGGUUCAGGAUGUUUACCGAGAGCAGCCGGUUUACAAUGCGGUGCCAACCACAAAGGUUGGGGCUUACCCUGAGGGAGUCUCAUUCAUGCAACCGAAGGGUGGCGUUCCUGAGUCAGGCUAUGUACAGGUGGCUUAUGAUGGGGCAGGAAGGCAGAUGUAUUACACGGCAGCGCCAUACCAGGCAAUGGCACCGAUGGCGGCGGCGACGGGUGAUGUUGCAGCGUUAAAUCAGGAUGGUAAGGUUGCAGUGAAUGCUAAGGUUCCUCCCCAAACUCCUUCUGUUUGA